Molecule: messenger RNA, 2868 nt
Organism: Mobula hypostoma (lesser devil ray)
Lineage: Eukaryota; Metazoa; Chordata; Chondrichthyes; Myliobatiformes; Myliobatidae
Gene: rag1
Product: recombination activating 1
Exons: 1
Coding region: 1-2868 (955 amino acids)
Biological process (GO): V(D)J recombination; pre-B cell allelic exclusion; adaptive immune response
Cellular component (GO): nucleus; endodeoxyribonuclease complex; DNA recombinase complex
Molecular function (GO): double-stranded DNA endonuclease activity; sequence-specific DNA binding; metal ion binding
Source: RefSeq, a predicted model, not a curated record
AUGGAAACAAAAUCUUUAGAAGAUCACAUGUUAAAAUUACAAAAUCUCUGCCGCAUUUGUGGAGUUUCCUUUAAUACUAACAGUUAUGACAUGAAGUACCCAGUCAAUGGCCCUGUUGAUCAUGUCACACAAGAGGUUCUUAAGAAAAUGGGGCAUGGAAACAGUUUUUGGCCAGAACUCAUCCACAAUACAUUUAAUGUAGAUGUCACGACAGAUUCAGAAGCCAGACAUCCCACCCACUUCUGUCAUAGUUGUUGGCGGAUUGUCAUUCAGACAAUUAACAAUCCAACUAAUGAAGAUGCAUUCUUUCCCGUAAGCACAAUUGUUCAGUGGAAACCACACUCCAGUUUUUGCAAUGUUUGCAACUCUGCAAGUGGAACACGUAAACGCAAAGUUCUCAAACUGAGUGCACCAGGCACCAAGAAGCCUAAAGUAACAGUUGAUGUGCCUAUCAAAUCAAGAGUUAUUAAAAGAAAAGAUAAAAUAAAUUCAACAAGUAUCUUACUGGCUAAAAAGAUUGUGAACUGCAAGAAGAUGCAUCUAAGUUCAAAAGUCCUUCUGCAUGAUUAUCCCAAUAACUUUAUUCAGUCAGUGUCAUGCCAGGUUUGUGAACAUUUAUUAGUUGACCCUGUGCAGUCACUGUGCAAGCAUCUCUUCUGCAGAACAUGCAUUCUCAAAUGCACUACAGUACUUGGAAAAUUUUGUCCAGUUUGCAGGUUUCCAUGUGAUCCUGCAGAGUUUAAAAGUCCAGUGAAAUCAUUCAUAAGUGUUCUCAAUUCAUUAGUUCUAAAAUGUCCUGUGGAAGCCUGUGAAAAAGAGGUAAGAUUUGGUGAAUAUCCCAAACACACCCAGAAUCACAAAAAAACAAGAAUGUCACAGAGCUAUUCACCAAUAAACAAAGGUGGCCGGCCUAGGCAACAUUUGCUCUCUCUAACUCGCAGGGCUCAAAAACAUCGUCUACGAGAUCUCAAACUUCAGGUUAAGGCAUUUGCAGAAAAGGAGGAAGGUGGUGAUGUGAAGUCAGUAUGCCUUACUCUGUUGUUGCUGGCAUUGAGAGCUGGAAAUGAGCAUAGACAAGCAGAUGAACUGGAAGCUCUCAUGCAAGGUCAUGGAUCAGGGCUGAAGCCAGGAGUCUGCCUUGCCAUUAGGAUUAGUACGUUUCUGAGUUGCAGUCAGUAUCAUAAAAUGUAUAAGACGGUCAAAGCAGCAACUGGGAAGCAGAUAUUCCAACCACUGCAUGCACUCCGGAAUACAGAGAAAACAUUGUUGCCAGGUUAUUAUUCAUUUGAAUGGGAGCCUCCUCUUGCAAAUGUCUCCACCAACACUGAAGUGGGAAUAAUAGAUGGUACAUGUGGCUGGGCACAAUGUGUUGACGAUUACCCAUUGGAAACAAUUUCGAGAAGAUUUAGGUACGAUGUGGCGAUUGUUUCAGCACUGAAGGAUCUUGAGGAUCAUAUUUUGGAAGGUUUAAAACUCAAAAAUAUAGAUGAGUAUGUGGGUGGACCUUUCACUGUAGUAAUCAAAGAAUCUUGUGAUGGAAUGGGAGAUGUUAGUGAAAAACAUGGAUGUGGUCCUUCAGUUCCAGAAAAGGCAGUGAGGUAUUCAUUUACAAUCAUGAGUAUAAGUGUAGCGAAUGAAAAUAAUGAGAAGGUGAAAGUAUUUGAAGAGCUGAAGCCAAAUUCUGAAUUGUGCUGCAAGCCUCUUUGCUUGAUGCUGGCAGAUGAAUCUGACCAUGAAACUUUGACGGCAAUAUUGGGUCCACUAAUCACAGAAAGGGAAGCAAUGAAACACAGUGACUUAAUCCUUGAAAUUGCAGAAAUACCUAGAUCCUUCCAGAUUGUCUUUAGAGGCACAGGGUAUGAUGAGAAGCUGGUUCGUGAAGUCGAAGGCCUUGAAGCUUCAGGCUCUACGUACGUGUGUACGUUAUGUGAUUGCACUCGAAGUGACGCUUCGCAAAAUCUGAUCUUUCACUCUAUAACAAGGAGCCACGAAGAGAACUUAGAGCGCUAUGAAAUUUGGCGCACAAAUCCAUAUCAUGAGACAGCUGAACAGUUACGCGACAGAGUGAAAGGGGUUUCAGCAAAAGCAUUCAUUGAAACACUGCCCUCCAUAGAUGCUUUGCAUUGUGAUAUUGGGAAUGCAACAGAGUUCUUCAAGCUGUUCCAGGAUGAGAUUGGGGAGGUGCACAAAAAUCCAAAUCCACCUAAGGAGGAAAAGAAAAGGUGGCAAGCAAUGCUCGAUAAACAUCUAAGAAAAAAGAUGAACCUGAAACCGGUCAUGAGGAUGAAUGGAAACUUUGCAAGGAAACUAAUGACUAAUGAGACUGUGGAAGCAGUUUGUGAAUUGAUUCCCUCCGAAGAAAGACGAGAGAUUCUCAGGGAGCUGAUGCAUCUUUACACUCUUAUGAAACCUGUGUGGCGAUCCACAUUCCCACUCAGAGAGUGCCCUGAACUUCUUUGUCAAUACAGCUUUCAUUCCCAGAGAUUUGCAGAACUGCUUCAUACAGAGUUCAAGUACAGGUACGAUGGCAAGAUCACCAACUACCUUCAUAAGACUUUGGCUCACGUCCCUGAGAUCAUUGAAAGGGAUGGCUCUAUUGGGGCAUGGGCAAGUGAAGGAAAUGAAUCAGGCAACAAACUCUUUCGGCGUUUCAGAAAAAUGAAUGCAAGGCAGUCUAAGAGCUAUGAGUUGGAAGAUAUUCUGAAGCACCACUGGCUGUAUACUUCAAAGUAUUUACAGAGGUUUAUGGAUGUGAACCAUGAAUUGAAAAAUGAACCAGGUCCAUUUGUACCAGAAGAAUUAAUCAGCCAACAUGAUCCAAUAAAUUCAAUAGAUGAUGAUUCCCUUUUUUUUAAGUUGAGUUCCUGA